Molecule: messenger RNA, 314 nt
Organism: Staurois parvus
Lineage: Eukaryota; Metazoa; Chordata; Amphibia; Anura; Ranidae
Source: the annotation of a GenBank genome assembly
UGCCAGCACCCAAUGACAAAAUGGAACCCACCAGCAGUGUGAGGAGACCUGAAAGUGGCACAUGGCAGAGACUCUGUGGCGAUGGAGACAGCAGCAAUGGGAAGGCCGUACAGGGACCCAUGACACACUGGACCUGGCAGCAGCAUGAGGAGGCGCCCGUAAUCUGCCAGCACCCUAUGACAAAAAUGGAACCCAACCAGCAGUGUGAGGAGACCUGAAAGUGGCACAUGGCAGAGUGUGGGCGAUUGGAGACAGCAGCAAUGGGAGCCGUACAGGGACCCAUGACAGACACUCUGGGCCUGGCAGCAGCAUGA